AUGCCCGAAAUACUGCCCGACCCUAUAUUCACCUUGUCAGACCUCACGCUCACUCGCGCCCAAGCCGACGACCUAGCUUCGAUUCAAUACAUCGUCAACGCAGCAUAUGAGAAAUACAUCCCUCGGAUUGGCAAGCCUCCCGCCCCAAUGACAGCGGACUAUGCAUCGCUGCUCACAACCCAUGACAUGUUCAUCCUGCGCACCGCUCAAUCACCCAUCGGCGCGCUCCUUCUUCAUCACGACACUAGCGCAGAAGCCAUGAAAGUCGAGAACCUAGUCGUUGAUCCAAGUGCGCAAGGCCGUGGUUACGGCAAGGUGCUGAUGCGCUAUGCAGAAGACUUUGCGCAGUCGCGAGGUUGUAAUGCGUUGGAGCUGUAUACGAAUGUCAAGAUGGUGGAGAAUCUGAGGCUGUAUUUUAAGAUGGGGUUCGUGGAGACUGGGAGGAGAAAGGAGGAUGGAUUUGAGCGUGUAUAUUUUCGUAAAAUGAUAAAAUAA
Molecule: messenger RNA, 495 nt
Organism: Fusarium redolens
Lineage: Eukaryota; Fungi; Ascomycota; Sordariomycetes; Hypocreales; Nectriaceae
Product: acyl-CoA N-acyltransferase
Exons: 1
Coding region: 1-495 (164 amino acids)
Molecular function (GO): acyltransferase activity, transferring groups other than amino-acyl groups
Source: RefSeq, a predicted model, not a curated record